AAUGGGUGAUAUCAUAUCUAGCAAAUUUCAUAGACAGUCGAUGAUGUACCGUUAUCAUUCAUAAUUUAUUCAUUCGGAAUAUCACUCUGCCCUUUCCAUCAAGUCGAGAAAAAAGGACCCCAGAACAUAAAGGUUUUCAUGGUAAAAAUGUAAAUUGCCUCCGGCGAAUUUCCGACUGCGCGUGACAAAUGCCACAGAAGCAAACAUCUAUUUGCUGUCAUUUCUGCUCGUCUUUUUAUGAAAAUAUUUUAAUAUGGUCUGUUUUCUAUAAAUGUAUACGUACGUGUAGAUGCAAUUUUACUGGAAUAAAACGUUUUAUUCAAGAAAUAGUUGCUUCAAUUUUACACGUAUCACAUGCGAACAAGUGGAGACUUUCUGAAAGCGUUCUGAUUUUGCGAUUAGAGAAAGGCAUGGAAUGCAUAUAUUUUAUAAGAGACUGUCAAAUUGAUAUGAAGAGAUAAAGUGUCCAUUCUUAUUUUCUCUAUACCAAUUCAGCAGAAGCUAUGGUACCUGUAACGAGGUGUAAAUUUCUUUGCGGUCGGGCACAAAACGUUUAAACUGCGGGCAACGCCAUUUCUCGUGCCAUGUGACCCAAAGUAGUUGCAUGAUUGUGUUGUAUGACAUCCGGGGUAUUUUUCUCGCUCGACGGAAAAGGCCAAGCGAUAUUCGAAUUGAUCAUUGUUUCUUACGCGGAUGCCACAGAAGUGCAAAAACCAAAUACGUGUAUGUAUAUACAAAUGUAUUCAUAUAAAAAGAAUUUUAAAAAAGCAUACCCCCCCCCCCCCCAAUUAUUAUUAUUAAUACGUACAAAAUAAUGACAGUAAACUUAAUACAUGAAACGACCAGCUGUAUUUGUAAAAAAAAAAAAAAAAAAAAAAUCACAUUAGAAAAUAAGUUUCCUUUGAAACUGCUGCAACUUUUUUAUUUCACUAAGAGGCUCCACAUGGAACAUAGUACAAAACAGUAUAUUCAUUAAUAAACAAUGUCGAACACAAUGAAUGAACACGAUAGAAAGGUAAUAGCACAUGAUUAUGGACAUUACUAUCUUAAUAAAUCAUAGUGAAUUUGUCGUCACAAUCGAUCAUUAAUUCACUAUAGCUAAUAGUAUUUGAACUAUCGGUAAAGCGUUUUGGCAAGCAUCUACACCCAAAAUUCCCAGUACCCUAUAUUGUGACAAUAUUUAAGAGGAGUUGUUUAGGUACACUCAGAGAGACUUUUCUCAUAGGGACAUCUUACAACAAAUUAUAAAAAUUUGGCCUUGUCCUUUGGAUGCAUGCAAGGAUUAUCAUCUACUGCUAAACGUUAAAACGGAAUAUCGAUUUUAAGUUUAACACGCAAGAUUUACAUAGUAUAUAACAGAUUCUCGACAAAAUUUCAAGUUUGUUCUGUAGGUGAAUAUAUCAAUUUGAUUAAGCUGCCACUGGCACAAAAUCACGUCAUAAAUGACAUUUUCUCUAUUUUAUAUUGGAAAGAACAUUUAUGUGUACUUCUGUUGGCCGAGGACGAGUGAGAUGGAAAACCACGUGGGCGAGGAAGCGGCUAAGAUGGUCAACCACACAGAAGAUGUGCAUGUGGAGGAUCCUGUUGUUGAAGAUGUGGAUGGCGAUGACGGUCUCAUUUAUAAAGUUACAGAUAACCCGCCCAUGCAUCUCACUAUCUUAUUUGCGUUCCAGCAAGCUCUUCUUUCCCUGGCAAAUCAGUUAGCGCUGUCCCUGAUGGUAGCAGAGGCUGUCUGUGGGGACAAAAAUCCCGAUUUCAAGACCAAACUUCUGAGUACAACGUUAUUUAUGGACGGUAUCACCACGCUGGCCAUGGUGUUGGUUGGAGUCAGGCUUCCCCUGUUCCAAGGCGCGGCUUUUGAGUAUGUAGUACCACUGCUUGCUCUACAGACUCUUUAUCCAGACAGGUGUGAUGCCGGCAGAACAUCAGUGAUGACGAUAUUUAACGAGACAUCUGGAAUGAAUUUCACGAUCGUGAAAAAUGCCACAAUAGAUGAAUGGGGAUUAAUUAUGUCACAUGUACAAAACUUACAGGGAAGCCUAAUGGCUGCCGGUUUCAUCCAUUUCUUGAUAGGAGCCACAGGCCUUGUUGGCCUCAUUCUAAAUUUUGUUGGCCCGGUAACCAUCGUUCCCACAAUUCUCCUGAUCGGGAUAUACAUGCAGAGGGCCGCCGUGAAGUUUGUAUCCGUACACUGGGGCAUCGGGUUACUUACCGCUGGACUGGCCAUUAUAUUCUCCCUAUACCUCGCGAGGUGGAAGCUUCCCAUCCCAAUGUGGACCAAAAAGAGGGGAUGCCACGUCAUGCGAUACCCUCUGCAUCAAGUGUUUGCGAUUCUGAUCGCCAUGCUGAUAGGCUGGGGGGUCAGCGGCAUCUUCACAGCGUGUGGGUUACUAGAAGGCAACCCACUGGCGAGGACAGACGUCGGGCAUGAAGCCAUUGUGGAAGCCAACUGGUUUUAUUUUCCAUAUCCAGGUCAGUUUGGGCCACCAGAUUUCAGCGUGAGUGUGUUCGUAGGGUUCCUUAUAGCAACGAUGAUCUCCGUACUGGACUCCAUUGGGGAUUAUUACGCAUGCGCCAAAACAUGUAACGUACCACCUCCUCCAAACCAUGCUAUCAAUAGGGGCAUUGCCAUUGAAGGACUCUGCACGUUCUUCUCAGGGAUAAUGGGUUGUGGACAUGCAACCUCCACAUACGGAGGCAAUGUUGGGGCUGUGGGCAUUACCAAGGUUGGCAGCCGACAAGUGUUCAUGCUUUGUGGAAUCCUUUAUAUCGCGUUUGGCCUUGUCGGGAAGUUUUCUGCAGUAUUCAUCACUAUUCCGCAUCCCGUGCUGGGCGGGGCUCUCGUCACUAUGUUUGGAAUGUUCAUUGGGGUAGUAUUGUCCAACCUCCAGUAUGUCAAUCUCACUUCCACUCGGAAUCUGGCAAUUAUUGGAUUCUCCCUAAUAAUGGGUUUAGCUAUACCUUACUGGGUAGAGAAAACUCCCGAUGGUAUCCGAACAGGAAAUGACAAUGCUGACAGAAUUCUUCGCACCCUCCUAGGGAACGCUAAUCUAACAGGUGCUCUUCUAGCGUGCUUCAUGGACAAUACUCUUCCUGGGACUAAAGAAGAGCGGGGAAUCACCGCAUGGCAGAGUUCGGAACACCCCGAGGAAGGCCACGCUGGGCGUUACACACAGGGGGAUGUGUCUUUAUAUGAACCUCUGCUUCCACAACGAAUCAAAAAUCUGUCAAUAAUGAAAUACAUUCCAUUUCUUCCUAACCCCAAACCCAAACAAACACGUGGCACAAAUGUUACUGAAGAAUUACACUCCCUUCCAGUGUUAUGAUAACAAAAAUGGCUCCCCUCACCCCCAGAAAAUACUUUACGUGUUGCAGUAACAUGGCGUUUUCUCUUGUCAACCGCAAAACAAAGCAGAUCUUUCAUUUUGAAUCUCAUUUUCGAAAACUAAUUUGUCUAGUCUUCUAUGUAAACUGGUGAUACUGUAAGAGACUUCAUUGCUAAGGGAUGGUUGGUUGGUUGUUUUAUUAUGUACACAUUCAAUGAGCAUUUUGAAAGUUAUAGGUAUUAUUUUUUGCUUUGGGUGAAAUUGGCGUGAAGUACAUUAUGUAAUAUGUAUAUAUUGAAAGGGAGGGAUGGAGAGAGAGAGAAUCGACCUUGUGUUUCUAAAUCUUUAUUGUAGUGUUCCGGAUUCUAUCAUGUAUUUUAUUUUUCUUCUAAAACAGCAAUUCAACGUACAACUCCUCUAACUUUGUAUUGUUUUCUAAUGUUCCGGAUUCUUUCACGUAAUUUUGUCUUCCAAAACAGUAAUACAUUCAGGUUGUUUGUGCUCGGCUCGCCUUUAGUCUAAGUUUAAUGGUAAAUAUAAUUUAAUGUACAACUUAUUUUAUCGGCCUCAUGGCGGGUGUUACAGGUCAACAGGGGUUGCUUGGGCACCUGAUCACACUUCUGGUGCGUCCAGGGGCCCGUGUUCGUUCGGUCCAAUAUUCAUAUAUUCUUAUUAGUAAAACGUUUUCGUUUGACCUGAGGAAGUGACAGAACUAGGAUUUUUUUUUUUAUAAAGUUAAGAUUGCUCAAGUAGUUUUGGGAAUAUACAUGUAGAUUAAGAAAAAAAGGUGUUUGUGAGACGAAAUUUGUGUGUGAAUCUGAGCCCGUUUGCAAUACUUUAUUUAAACAAUAAAAUGCUUUCCUGGUUGUUUUAUCGAGUGAUAAAGGUCGCUAGCUUUGCAGAAAAAAAAAUUCAUAACCCGAGUAAGACUCUGGUUAUGAUUUUUUUUCUUACAAUGCUAUAUCUACCUUCUGACAUCACCCGAUAAAACAACAAAGAAAGGUAUUUUAUUGUGUAUAUUUAUAAUUUUUAUGUAUUUUAUAGAAAUAUUGACUUACUUGACUUAAUCCCUUCUCUCCUCGUGGAUAAUAGGGCCAUGAACAAGUCCUAUCCAUUUACUUCUAUCCUGGGCUGAUCUUGCUGCCUCUGUCCAUGACCCAAAACCUAGUUCUUUCCUCUCUCUUUCUAUUGUUCUUCUCCACGUUUCCUUCGGUCUUCCUCUCUUUCUUUUUCCUUCUGGUGUCCAACUAAGGGCUACAUAUGGGUGUGUUCUUUUAUCCAUCCGUUUAUCCAUCCGUAGCACAUGUCCAAUCCACUGCCAUCUGCGUGUUUUUAUAGAAAUAUUAAUUAGAAUUAAUUAUUAAAAUAACAAAUCGUUGACCAUUUCGUUACUAUAAACGGAACAGCCAAUGCAGCCUUUGACCUUGACGCUGAUUACACGGACAGUGGUAACUAAAAAACCGGAUCGAACUAGUUUGUAACAAACGUGUAUUCAUUGUCCUCGAUGAAAGCAAUGUCAAUUUCAAAAGAAAUAUAAGAGAAAAAAAUGAGUGACUGCAAAUGUGAUGAUUUUAGGAUGCAAGCACCUACAUUAGCGCCAUUAAGCUGUGUACAGACAGAGCGAAAUUCUUAGUGCUUUUACCAUAGGGAACAGAGGAAUUUUAAACAAUAUCAAAAACACAAAGUUGUUUAAACAAAUACAACAAAAUCUGAUCAAGAGAGGAAUCUCAGGAAUGACAGACAUUAAAUUGUGUAUUAUUUGCAUAUAAUAAAUACACGAAAUAAAUGUUUUGGUAUUUCUGUAUGGAUGCUGGCGACAUUGAUCAUCACAAAAGUAAUCUUAUUUCAUUAUUUACACUGAAAAGAGAGGAUCCGAGUACGAAAAUUUAUUUACAUGUACUUCGGUUGUUUUUUUUUAAAGGUGAAAUUCUUUUAUUUUUAUACACUACUGGUUUUUGUACAUGAUAUUUAAUACAGUGUUCUAUAAUUGUUUAUCGGGUAAUGCCAUGUACAUUUUGCCCGUAUUUAAAUACGCUUGUGACUGUAAUAAGUUUGAAAAUAGUUCUUUCAAAUUAAUGAAAGUAUUACAUUUUCAAGCAAACGUUCAAUGUGUACAAUAUACAAUUACUUUUUUUGACUGUUUAUUUAUGAUUUACUUCAACUUUACACAUUGUGCAAACAAAAAUUGCCAUUAAAAUCCGUGAUAAAUGGC
Molecule: messenger RNA, 5538 nt
Organism: Ostrea edulis (European flat oyster)
Lineage: Eukaryota; Metazoa; Mollusca; Bivalvia; Ostreida; Ostreidae
Product: solute carrier family 23 member 1-like
Exons: 12
Coding region: 1443-3326 (627 amino acids)
Biological process (GO): transmembrane transport
Cellular component (GO): membrane
Molecular function (GO): transmembrane transporter activity
Source: RefSeq, a predicted model, not a curated record